Molecule: messenger RNA, 1272 nt
Organism: Exaiptasia diaphana
Lineage: Eukaryota; Metazoa; Cnidaria; Anthozoa; Actiniaria; Aiptasiidae
Product: CDK2-associated and cullin domain-containing protein 1
Exons: 9
Coding region: 78-854 (258 amino acids)
Biological process (GO): ubiquitin-dependent protein catabolic process
Molecular function (GO): ubiquitin protein ligase binding
Source: RefSeq, a predicted model, not a curated record
CUGGGCGAUGUACGAAUGUGAAGAUGUGAUCCUAGAUUCAUGUAAAAAUUCAAUGUUUUUGGCAAAGUUUUGCCAAUAUGGGCGAGACAAACGUCGUAUCUAGCACCACGAAUGGUUUUUCUUCACUUCUAAGACCUCAGAAAAUUCCCACCGUUAGUGAUGAGGAAUAUGCUGCAAACUUUUGGCCAAAGCUGGAAUCUGCAAUCCUACUGAUCCUGAGACAAAACCCAGGAGAGUUUAUUCCCAUUUCAUAUGAAGAAAUGUACAGUGCUGUCUACAAGUGUGUUUGUCAGCAGUACUCUGAGAAGAUGUAUCAUAAUUUAAUGUCUCUUGUUGCAAACCAUUUAAAAGAAGUGGCUGAGAAUUUACAGCUUUCACCUUCUGGGGAAGUAUAUUUAGAGAAAUUCAGUUUUUCAAUGGCUCAGUACUUACAAGCAGUUAGUGGUAUUGUAGCAAUUUUUAAUUAUAUGAAUCGUUUUUAUGUUGUCCCAAAACUCCACACAGACUUGACAUCAGAGCUCAAGAGACUGUUUAUACAUGGAGUGGCUGACAAUUCCUUCUUGUUUACUACAAUAGAGAAGUCAUCUCAGUGUCCUUUUGCUGUGAGCCCACAGRUCAUGAUGUGUGUUAUCAAGGGACUAUACUCGCUUAAUCCAGAAUUUGCAGACAGGAACCCUUCAUUGUUUGCAAAGUAUGUUCCUAAUUUGUUACCAGCCUCCACACACCAGGAUUUGCCUGUAAUAAUAGAACAAACACAAAAACUACAACAUGAACUUAUGGAAGAAUAUGGAUAUACCAGAGAUAAUUCUGAUAGAAAGCGGCGCAGAGAUGACCUUCAAGAAAAUGAUGAAUAAGUUGGAAGCCCUAUCCAGGUAUUGCGACAGAUUAUUCCACCAUUUCUACAUUUUUCUUGGAAUCAGUAGUCGAUGUUUUAUUGAAGACUAAUACAACUGAAAAACCAGCAGUUUAUCGCUGGCACGCUACCAGGUCAUGGGUGUAUCAUUUUCGUUUUGUUUGGUCGACUGGAACCUUAAUUCCAAGGAUAUAUUGUUAUUUAUGUACAAGUACUGGAAGCUCACUCAAACAAACUAUGGCUGCUGGAGACAACAUWUCUCAUGCCCGUUUUUAGAUACAGUCUAAUUUUUUCUUCAAAAUGCUGGUCUUUGUCUCGGCAAAUUGCUGCAUAGAAAUUUCUUUUUCUUAGUUUUUGUAAGGAAAUGCAAAAAAUGAAGUUAAUAAAGUUGGCAUUAAUAUCUACUCAUGAAAAACGUA